Drosophila guanche is the source of this 8202-nucleotide messenger RNA. It is a transcript of the gene PlexA, whose product is annotated as plexin-A2. Gene Ontology annotation, molecular function: protein binding; semaphorin receptor activity. The transcript has 8 exons. Lineage: Eukaryota; Metazoa; Arthropoda; Insecta; Diptera; Drosophilidae. The record is from RefSeq and is a predicted model, not a curated record. Gene Ontology annotation, cellular component: semaphorin receptor complex. Gene Ontology annotation, biological process: negative regulation of cell adhesion; motor neuron axon guidance; regulation of cell shape. The coding region runs from base 1 to 5841 and encodes 1946 amino acids.
AUGCAUUUCUUUCUAUGGGUUCUGCUACUAGCAACUCUAGGAGAUCAUCAUGAGUACUGGCUACCAUCCCGAUAUUCACGGACCGUCGCUGCUCGCUUCCUUGCUAAAAGAAUGGUUGCGGCUUUUCAGAACGAGUCCAUAAGCUUGAAAGAUGCAAAUGCCGCCGUUAGUGAAGCAAAAAACCUGAGUACAACCAUUACAAAUGUGGCCAAAUUCGACACACGGCUAAACCACCUUCUGGUGGACACAAUUACGGGCAGAGUAUUUGUCGGCGGAGUGAACCGAUUGUACCAGCUGUCGCCGGACUUGGAUCUCCAUGAGACAGUGAAAACCGGACCCCAGAACGAUUCUGUCGAGUGCAGUAUACUCGACUGUCCGCUAAACGCCGUUCGCAGUCCUACAGACAACUAUAACAAAGUACUUCUAAUAGAUAGAGCCACUUCGCGCCUUAUCGCGUGCGGCUCCCUAUUCCAAGGCACGUGCACAGUGCGUAAUCUUCAGAACGUCAGUAUAAUUGAGCACGAGGUACCAGAUGCAGUGGUGGCAAACGAUGCCAAGUCGUCAACAGUGGCAUUCAUAGCACCAGGGCCUCCCCAGCAUCCCGUGACCAAUGUAAUGUAUGUCGGAGUUACAUACACGAACAAUUCCCCGUACCGCAGUGAAAUCCCAGCUGUGGCGUCACGAUCCCUCGAAAAGACCAAGAUGUUCCAGAUCGCUUCAUCGGCGGUAACAACUGGAACCCGAACUUUCAUCAAUUCGUACGCACGAGAAUCAUAUUUCGUGAACUAUGUGUAUGGCUUCAGUUCGGAGAGGUUCUCGUAUUUUCUGACCACCCAACUAAAGCACAACCACCACUCGUCCCCGAAGGAGUACAUAACGAAACUAGUCCGGAUAUGUCAAGAGGAUUCCAACUAUUAUUCGUAUACUGAGAUCCCAGUCGAGUGCAUCAGCGAGGCCCAGGGCGGCACCAAAUUCAACCUGGUGCAGGCGGGUUUCUUGGGAAAGCCCAGCUCGGAUCUGGCCCAAAGCUUGGGAAUUUCCAUCCAAGACGACGUUCUGUUUGCUGUGUUCUCAAAAGGAGAUGGAAACGCACCCACCAACAAUUCGGCCCUCUGCAUAUACUCCUUGAAAUCCAUUCGUCGUAAAUUUAUGCAAAAUAUAAAAUCGUGCUUCAAUGGCAAUGGAAUGCGCGGACUGGACUUUAUCUCGCCAAGUAUGCCGUGCGUUUUAACGAAGCUGCAAACUAUUGGAGAGGAUUUCUGUGGAUUGGACGUGAAUUCUCCGCUGGGAGGAGAGAACCCAAUCACCUCCGUACCCGUGGCAAUGUUCAGCGCAAGACUUACCUCAGUGGCGUCCACUAGCACAAGCGGAUACACUGUUGUCUUUGUUGGAACAGUGGACGGAUACCUUAAGAAAGUUGUGGUCGAAUCGUCGUCCGUUGCAAACGAGUACGCCAGUUUUCCCGUGGAUGUCGGCUCUGCUAUCAAUCAAGACAUGAAGUUUGACAACCAAAAUCUCUACAUCUAUGCCAUGUCUGAUCGCAGAGUGAGCAAGGUGAAAGUUUUCGACUGCUCCGACUAUAAGACCUGCGGAGAGUGCUUGGGCGCCAGAGAUCCGUACUGUGGCUGGUGCUCCUUGGAGAACAAGUGCAGUCCGCGCUCCAAUUGCCAGGACGAUGCCAACGACCCGCUGUAUUGGGUUAGCUACAAGACUGGCAAGUGCACAACGAUAACGAGUGUGGUCCCGCAUCAACUGCAACGCACUACCGCCCGCACCCUAGAGCUAAUCAUCGAUCACUUGCCACAGCUGAAGGAGAAUCUAAUUUGUGCUUUUACCACUGAGGACAAGGCGCUCUUUACCAACGCCACCAAGAAACGCAACGGAGUGAACUGUACCACACCCCGCACAGACAUGCUGCCACAAAUUGAGCAGGGAAAACACCAUUUCACAGCCAAGUUGUCUGUGCGCACCAGGAACGGACCGGACCUGGUGUCCACAGAUUUCACCUUCUUCGACUGCAGUACCCACUCUUCUUGCACCCGCUGUGUUUCCUCAGAGUUCCCAUGUGAUUGGUGCGUUGAGGCACAUAGGUGCACGCAUGACACCGCUGAGAAUUGCCGCAACGACAUACUAGUAACAGGGGUGAGCCGGAUAGGUCCGAGCUAUAGGUCGGGACCUGGAUUCUGUCCGACGAUUAAUGCAACGGGUGACGGAAGCGAAGUGCUUGUGGCUGCGGGAACGAGUAAAUCCAUUAAGGUUAAAGUCCAUAUAAUCGGACAGUUUAUUGUGCAGACCCGAUUCGUUUGCCAGUUCAAUAUCGAGGGGCGUGUAACCAGCCUAAAUGCUCAGUUGCUUGGCGACACCAUCUACUGUGACAGCAUGGAGUUUCAGUAUACCUCCAGAUCGCCUAACUUGACGGCAACCUUUGCUGUUAUUUGGGGUGGAUCGAAGCCCCUUGAUAAUCCGCACAAUAUCCAUGUUGUAAUUUAUCGAUGCCGAGACAUGGCCGAUAGUUGUGGAAUUUGCUUGGCAUUGGCGGACAAAUACAACUGCGGCUGGUGCUCGUCCACCAAUACGUGUGAGGUAGAAGAGCAGUGCAAUAAGAACAAUGAGGGCAAAACGGAUUGGUUGAAUCGGAGCGAAAUUUGCCCCAACCCAGAAAUUCACGCAUUUGACCCGAAAACGGGUCCGUGGGAAGGCGGCACAAACAUAACGAUACGAGGAAUCAACCUGGGCAAGAACUAUAACGACAUCUACUCGGGAGUUCGCAUAGCUGGCAUCAACUGUAUGCCGUUCCCGCAGUUCUACAUCGACACAAAGCAAAUUGUUUGCACGGUAGAUAGUCCAGGCGAGCAGAUGUACAGAAAUGGAAGAAUAGUGGUCCAAAUAGGGGACUACCGCGGUGAGUCAAAGGAGGAUUACGAAUUUGUUGAUCCGAAAAUACUAGACUUUAAUCCAAAGUUUGGUCCUACGUCCGGUGGCACCGAAGUGCACAUUUCUGGAAAACACUUGAAUGCCGGCUCCCGCAUUCAAGCCUCUAUCAACGACCAUUUGCCCUGUAAAAUUUUGAGCGCAGAUUCUUCGCAAGCCAUAUGUCGCACCUCCCCGUCCCCAGGAAUAAUCGAGGGGCGACUAAAGAUGUCGUUUGAUAACGGCCCCCGCGAGUUCAACGAUUACAAUUUCAAAUAUGUGCUGGAUCCCACUGUUGAGCACGUCAGCUCUGGACCCACAGGUCAGAUCAAAGUGCCCAAGGGCAUACCGGCCGGGGGUAUUCGCAUCUCGGUUAUUGGCACACAAUUCACGAGCAUACAGUCUCCCAGCAUUUAUGUGGUGUACAACAUGGAUAUGUAUGCAAGCCAGUGCCGAGUCCAAUCGGAUGUAGAAAUGGAGUGUGCAUCACCGAUUAUUGAGGCAGACAGCAAGAACUUGGACGCCGAAAGCCCAAUGCUUCUCGAGUACGGUUUUCUUAUGGACAAUGUGCUUCGUGUGCAGAAUCUGUCGAAGAUACACAACAACCACUUCGAGCUGUAUCCGAACCCAGAGUACUUCGUGUUUGAGGAGAGGGUCAAGUAUUUUAAGAGCGAGUACCUAACCAUAAACGGUCGAAAUUUGGACCGCGCCUGUAAGGAAAGCGAUGUGGAGGUGAGAAUAGGAAACGGUUUCUGCAACAUCACGUCUCUCUCUCGUCAGCAACUCACGUGUCGACCCCCGCCCGAAGCCACCGCGACUAAGAGCCCCAACGGACCCGAAGUUAUUGUUCGCAUCGGAUCUUCGCUGGAGUACCGCAUAGGGAUACUGAGCUAUGAGUCGUCGAACAUAAUUUUGGACUGGGGAGAGAACGUCAUAUUCGCGGUAAUAGCCAGCAUUGUGAUCCUGCUGCUCAUCUUCGUGGCCUUGCUGGUGGCCUAUAAGAAAAAGAGCUCAGAGUCGAACCGAGUACUGCGCAACAUGCAAGAACAGAUGGACAUACUGGAGUUGCGAGUUGCUGCCGAAUGCAAAGAAGCCUUUGCUGAACUCCAGACUGAAAUGACUGACCUCACAGGUGAUCUUACUUCUGGAGGCAUUCCUUUCCUGGACUACCGAUCGUAUGCCAUGAAGAUUCUCUUUCCCAACCACGAAGAUCACGUUGUGUUGCAGUGGGAAAGACCAGAACUCCUGCGCAAGGAAAAGGGCCUGCGUAUUUUCGGGCAACUCAUAAUGAACAAAACGUUCCUACUACUCUUCAUCCGUACUCUUGAGUCGAAUCGAUACUUUUCGAUGCGAGAACGAGUCAAUGUGGCCUCGUUGAUAAUGGUUACAUUACAGUCAAAGCUUGAGUACUGCACAGAUAUUCUGAAGACCUUGUUGGGCGACUUAAUCGAGAAGUGCAUAGAAGGGAAAAGUCAUCCCAAAUUGUUACUACGGCGAACCGAAAGUGUGGCUGAGAAAAUGUUAAGUGCUUGGUUUACAUUUCUGCUCUACAAGUUCUUAAAAGAGUGCGCAGGAGAGCCUCUAUACAUGCUCUUCCGUGCUGUGAAGGGACAAGUGGACAAGGGGCCUGUGGAUGCCUGCACUCACGAAGCCAGAUAUUCCCUUAGUGAGGAGAAACUCAUACGGCAGUCCAUCGAUUUUCGGCCAAUGAAUGUCUAUGCCAGCAUUAUACAGCAACCAAUCUUCUGCAACAACCUUGACAUGCUGCCCUCCCACACCGAAAACGUGUCCGUAAAGGUUUUGGACUGCGAUACAAUUGGUCAAGUGAAGGAAAAAUGCUUGGAGACAAUCUACAGAAACAUACCAUCCAGCCAGAGACCUCGCAAAGAAGAUUUAGACCUAGAGUGGCGCACAGGUGCUACGGGACGAGUAAUUUUGUACGAUGAAGACGUCACUUCAAAGACUGAGAGCGAGUGGAAGAAGUUAAACACAUUGCAGCACUACAACGUUCCAGAUGGUGCUGGAUUGAGCUUGGUCCCGAAGCAAAGCUCAAUCUAUAACUUCAGUAUAUUAUCGGAUAAAAAUGAGAAAUCUCACAAGUAUGAAACUCUUAAUAUAUCGAAGUACACCUCCUCCUCUCCGACAUUUAGCCGCGCCGGCAGCCCUUUGAACAACGAUAUGCAGGAUAGCGGUAUAAGGUACUGGCAUUUGGUGAAACAUCACGACAGUGAUAUGCAGAAAGAAGGCGAACGAGUCAAUAAACUGGUGUCUGAGAUCUAUCUAACCAGACUGUUGGCCACUAAGGGCACACUGCAAAAGUUUGUGGACGAUCUCUUUGAGACAAUAUUCAGCACUGCUCAUCGUGGAUCAGCUCUGCCAUUGGCAAUUAAAUACAUGUUUGAUUUCCUUGACGAUCAAGCCCAAUUGCACGGGAUAACUGAUCCUGAGGUGGUGCAUACGUGGAAGAGCAACAGUCUACCAUUGCGUUUUUGGGUAAACCUUAUAAAAAAUCCAAACUUCGUCUUCGACAUACACAAGUCGAACAUUGUAGAUUCCUGCCUAUCAGUUGUUGCACAAACAUUCAUGGACUCCUGCUCUACUUCCGAUCAUCGUUUGGGCAAAGACUCUCCAAGCUCGAAACUACUAUAUGCUAAAGACAUUCCAGAGUAUCGAAAGUGGGUAGAUCGCUACUACAGAGAUAUUCGAGAUAUGUCGCCUAUCUCAGACCAAGAUAUGAAUGCUAUGCUUGCUGAAGAAUCAAGGCUGCAUACGACAGAGUUUAACACCAAUUGUGCUCUGCAUGAGCUGUACACUUACGCUGUGAAAUACAAUGAACAGCUCACUGUUACUCUAGAGGAAGAUGAAUUUUCACAGAAGCAGCGAUUGGCUUUCAAAUUGGAACAAGUUCAUAACAUUAUGUCAGCUGAAUAGAAGAGUCCCAAGGAGUUCUCCUGAAGGCGAUGUCUCAAAGCGAUGCAAAUGAUUUAUGAAAAUGGCCUGUCUAUAAGCCUCUAGUUAAUAGAAACAUUAAUCAUUUAACAGAAAAAGGGUCUUUCCCUACAUACCAACCCAAUAUGGAAAUAUAUAUGUGUAUGUGUAUGUAUUUAUGUGUGUGUAUCCCAUGCGAAUGUGAGCUAACUUGCUAUAAGCUGUAUGUUUAGAUGAUAUUUACUAUUUAAUUUGUGUCUAUUGUGGAUGUAAACAUAUACGAAUGUGUAUUAAUAUACGAAAUUAUGGAUAAUUAAUUAAUUAAUUUACAUCAAUAAAUAUAUGCCAUAGGGCCAACUUUCACAUUUAUUGACGUCUGACCAUCUGACCAAUUAAAAAACUUGUAAAAUCUAAAAAAAAACCGCCAAACCUAAACAGUCCCAUAAAAAGCCCAUAUUCUCUAUAUUCACAUGAACACAAACAAAAUUUCAAACUGUAUGUGUUGCCAUGAAUCGUUCGCUACUCGUUUUGCCCUCGCCAAUGAAACAAUGUAAAAUCAACGUAUCAGAUAAAAAGUCGAAGAAAACUACCAAACUUCUCAUGUCGUUGCUCAUUAAACAAAACAAUUACAUAUGUCUAUAUUGUAUGUAUGUAUGGAUAUAAGUAAGGUAAGAUCAGAUAUUCGACAUAAAAUAAUCCAAAUGCAAAAAUUGACUGAUUUUAAUUUUUAUUAAAUAUAAAAUUAAUGUUUACCUAUAAUUUGUUUUUAAAUUGCUGACAUUGGUAAUGAACGAUAUUUUUAUAUUCUUCUGUUACGUUUCUGUUUCUUGUCUUACAAGUCACAUUCCAUUUUGACAAGAUAUCUAACAUACAGAUCUACAUAUUCAACAACAUAUAAGCCUACAUGAUGUCAAAGUUGGUGCAAUGUGAAAGUAACAGUACUGAAUAAUAGAAGUGAAAUGUAAAGUAGCGCAAUCAACUUCUGCUAAAUAAUCUAUAAUUUGUAUAAUUAAUACAAUAUUUAAGAACUGCAACUCGUACUACACACCUAAAACACCUAUGUUAACAAAUGAACUAUGAAUACUAUGCUACCUGGUUUCCAGGCUUUGCAAAAUGUUCAAGAGUUUUAUCCUUUGUAUCCUUACUAUGAUGUAUUUCGUUAGUAUUAAUUUACUGCUCAUAUGCAACUCAUGUACAGAUUAAAUUAUUACAAGACUUAGUUUAUUAUUCUUUUCUUAUACUAGAAUUUAAAUUCAGAAUUGUCCAAAUGUGAAUGUAUGUAUAUUCCCGCAGAAGAGUCAAAUGUUAAAUUUUGUUUAAGACACUUUUGUGUUAUUUUACGAAAAUAGUGAUUAUGUUGCUAAAAAAACGAUUAGCGGCAACUGUAAGCACAACGCAUCUGUAAAAUGUCCCUUAAUGUUAUGUGUUUAGGACAGGACGACCUUUAGCACCAGGGCAUACGAGGGUUUUUUUUUCUUUGUCUUUAUUUGAUUUUUUCGUGUCGUUCGUGACUCUUAAUAGUUGAUUUUAAAAUGUUUAUAUGUCAUUUUGUAGUUCAACAAUUGCAUUACAAAAAAAAAUAGGAGUAACUGUAUGGGUAUUAUCAGCGCUUCUAUUCUGUUCUGUGCUUCUGUUUUUAGUGCUGUUCUUAAAAAUAAAAAAAUUUCCAACAGGUCAAUUUAACAACACACCAUUAAAAAAUGAAGAGUAUAUAGCCAUAUAAGACAAUUGUAAUACGUAAAUGUUAUAGUACUCUAUAUUUGAUGUAUCUGUGUAUGUAUGUAUGUAAUUAGCAUUUUCAAAUAAUAAGAGAGAAACAAAUAUUUAUGUGUGCAAAAUAAUAAUAAUAUUUAAAAUAUACGAUGUAUAUAUUUAUUGGGUUCUUUACAUGUGUGAAGCGGUCAACUAUCACAUAUAAUAUAACAUACAAAUUAGAACAGACUUUUUAUGUUUGGCUGCCUAAGCCGCAAGAAACCGCAAUCACUAUACAGAAAACCCCCGAAUCAAAGCACAUUAUCCAUUAUGCACAUUAAUAAUCGUAACUACCAUAACUAGUAAAAAUGGAUUAUUUGAAAAAUUGCCCACCAAAUCAAUAUCCCAAUAUAGUUAUGUAUUAUAAAAAAAAACAUCUUAAUUCGGCAAGCCGAAGCUGAAAUACCCUUGCAAAUAUAUAUAUUCCACAUUCAAACUGCUGAUUUGUUCUCCAAAUUUCUUAUGAUUGUAAGAAUGUAGUACUUAUACGGGUAUUAUUUAUAAAACGACAUGGGCUAGUACGUAUCUACUGAUAACACUGCAGUUCGAAAAAAGACAAUAUUAAUCCAGACUUCAGUCAAUAUUUAUGAAAAUAAAUCGUAUAUAAACAGA